Molecule: messenger RNA, 1835 nt
Organism: Sinocyclocheilus grahami
Lineage: Eukaryota; Metazoa; Chordata; Actinopteri; Cypriniformes; Cyprinidae
Product: gastrula zinc finger protein XlCGF57.1-like
Exons: 4
Coding region: 250-1515 (421 amino acids)
Biological process (GO): regulation of transcription by RNA polymerase II
Cellular component (GO): nucleus
Molecular function (GO): DNA-binding transcription factor activity, RNA polymerase II-specific; RNA polymerase II cis-regulatory region sequence-specific DNA binding
Source: RefSeq, a predicted model, not a curated record
UACAAUUAGAAAAACAGUUUGGUAAAGCAGCAUUUUACGGAGUCAUUCUGUAUCGUUUUCAUCUGGUUCAGCGCUAUUUGUGCGUCUUUUCUGGCAUCUGCUGUCUGAAAUAAACGUUCAGCCUAGCAGACAACAACAAUCAAUUCACCUACAGUUCAGUGUUUUCAAAGCAGUUUACCAAUAAACGCUGGAAUGUUCCCAUUAGUCUAAAAUUGAAGAAGAUAAAGUUGGUGUGAGAAAAUUGAAAACAUGGAUGAACCAGAGCCCUGCGGAAUAAAACAGGAAGAUAUUGAACAACAAAUAGACCUGAUAGAAGAGAACAAGGAGAUUGAAGAACUUGUUGAAGCGGGGGAGAAACAUCUGGUCAAAACUGAAGAGAUAUCCAGGAGUUCCUCAUUGAAAAACGACAAUAUAUGUUUCACUUGCUUUCACUGUGGAAAGAGUUUCUCAUGCAAGCAAAAUCUUGAGCUUGACAUAAUAUUUCAUUUUGGAGGGAAGCCAUAUGCAUGUGAUGAGUGCGAGAAGAUUUUCACAAUAAAAGGAAACCUAAUUGAACACAUAAAAAUUCACACUGCAGAGAAGCCACACACAUGGGAUCAAUGUGGGAAGAGUUUCCCACAAAAACAACCUUUUAAUGAUCACAUGAAAAUCCACAGUGGAGAGAAACCAUAUGCAUGUGAUCAGUGCGGAAAGAGUUUCGCACAAAAAAGAAACCUUAAUGAACACAUGAAAGUCCACACUGGGGAGAAGCCAUUCACAUGUGAUCAGUGUGGGAAGAGAUUCACACAUAAAGGUAAUCUUAAUGAACACAUGAAAAUCCACACUGGAGAGAAGCCAUAUGCAUGUGAACAGUGCGGGAAGUGUUUCAUACAUAAAACAAGCCUUAAUGAACACAUAACAAUUCACACAGGAGAGAAACCGCACACGUGUGCUCAAUGUGGGAAGAGUUAUGCACAAAAAGGAGGCCUUAAAGAACACAUGAAAAUCCACACUGGAGAAAAGCCAUACACAUGUGAUCAAUGUGGGAAGAGUUUCAGAAAAUCAGGCGUUUUUAAAGUGCAUCUGCUUAGUCAUUCUAGAGAAAGGCUAUAUAGCUGUGAUCAAUGCGGUAAAAAGUUUUUUAGGGCAGAUUUUCUGAAGGAUCACCUUAAAGUUCAUACAAAGGAGAAGCCUUAUGUAUGUUCUUUGUGUGGAAAGAGUUUUAGUCAGAUGGGUACUUUAAAAUUACACCAGAAAAGACACAGCGGUGUGAAGGAUCAUGUUUGCUCUAAAUGUGGUAAGGCUUUUUUUACAGAUGGUGCACUGAAAGUGCACAGGACAGUUCACACUAGAGAAACACCUUACAAGUGUUCACACUGUGACAAGAGCUUCAAACGCUCAGAAUAUCUGAGGAUACAUGAGAGGAUCCACACUGGAGAGAAGCCGUAUCACUGCCCAACAUGUGGGAAGAGUUACACUCAUUUUUCUUCUCUAACCGCUCAUAAAAAAACCCACAUGUCUGAAAUGAUAGAGUAAUUACAGAGUAGUAGUUCGAGUUCUGAUCUGUAAGACUGCAUAAAGCAAGUAUAUUGAUAAUUGAUUAAUCAAAGAUUAUUAGAACAAGUAAUGAACUGAUUGAUUAUUUCAGAAGAAUAUUUGAAGAGUUCAUUUGCAAAAACGGAUAACUCUGUGAUAAUGAUUUAUUAUCAUUAUUCAUAACAGUUUUCCCCCAGGCCAUAUACCACCUGAACAACACAUAACACCUCAGUACUGUACAUCUGUAAAUAACUCCUCAAACCUUCAUCUGUAAAUAGCACAUAUGCACAUUUACAGUUCUGUCAAUGGACAUUUUUCCU